Molecule: messenger RNA, 1553 nt
Organism: Micropterus dolomieu (smallmouth bass)
Lineage: Eukaryota; Metazoa; Chordata; Actinopteri; Centrarchiformes; Centrarchidae
Gene: epdr1
Product: ependymin related 1
Exons: 3
Coding region: 77-715 (212 amino acids)
Biological process (GO): cell-matrix adhesion
Cellular component (GO): lysosome; extracellular region
Molecular function (GO): calcium ion binding
Source: RefSeq, a predicted model, not a curated record
UUGUCAGCAGGUGCAGCCCGCUAUCAACACCAAAACAAGUGGAUCAGUUAACGGGACUCCGGUUCUUCCAGGCGCAAUGCACCGACUAUUGUUCGUGUUUCUGGCCGCGCUCGGGGCGUCUGUUCUCGGCCUCCCCGGGCUGGAUGUCUCCCCGGCGGCCGGGCCCUGCACCGCCCCGCUGCAGUGGGAGGGCAGGUGGGUGCUGUACGACCACAGCACCGGGAGGAACGGCCGAGCCGCCGUCUCCUACGACGGCCUGAACCAGAGGAUCCGAGUCCUGCAGCAGAACAAGAAACACACCCCGUGUCAGAGGUUUUUUGAGUACAUCUACUUGUACCAGAGCAUGGUGCUGUUCCAGAUUGACCAGAAGACCAAGGACUGCUCAAAGAUCGCUCUGACGGAGGCCUGGGAUCCCUUUGACAUCCCAGACAACUCUACCUUCGAGGACCAGUACUUCAUCGGCGGCCCCGGGGACAACGUGGAGGUUCAGGAGUGGUCAGACAGGAAGCCGGCACGCCAACACGAGACCUGGGUGGGCGUUUACACCCUGAAGGACUGCUACCCGGUACAGGAGACCUACGCCAGGAACACCAGCGUCACCACCUCCACCCGCUUCUUCAGCCUCCAGCUUGGCAUCAGUGACCCCGACGUCUUCACCCCGCCCAGCACCUGUCAAUCGGCUCGGCCAGACAGGAUGGCUGAGUCCGUCUGCUGAGGCCUCACCAGCCCUCACCUUUGACCUUAACAGCUUUCUGUGGCUGUGUCCGAAAUCGCUCCCUCAUUCAAUCGUUCACAUAAUAGACAGUCCGUAGUUCACUCAUAGUGAGCAGUAAACUGAGAUGUUUCCCACUUAUUCAUCGUAUUUCUGCGUCAACACUUACAGGUUUAGUUUCACCUGACUGUAACAUUUAGCAUCUGUAAAAUCUGACGCAUUGCAUUUUGGGAUUACUAGCAGAAAGUAGUGGACAUUACUCAUUAGUAGUGGACAUUGCUUUUUUUAUUUAAUGGUGUGAAUUUUUUUGGCACUCUAUAGGCUAGUGCAUACAUUUCGCACUCAGAAUUCAGAACUUAAAUAAAAUUGCGUAGGGUAAAUAUAAUGGAAUAUAUAGUAAAAACGGAGUAAUUUCGGACACAAUCUUUCUCUAACGUUUUAUAGAAGUGAAGUGUUUGUUUGCCGCUAAUCUGCUAAAACCGAUUAGCUUCAUGCUAAAAAGUGACUUUAAGUGUUGUUGGCACUCUUUAUUGCAAGCAGUUGAUAAAAAUAAUUUGAAGCAUACCAGGCUAGCAUACAACGGUUUCAGUGAAGCAUUCUGACUACAUGCUAACUAGCUAGUUAAUACAUGAAGUCUAUAUCACAGGCGUCGUGGUUCUAGGCAUAUUUUCUCAGACAUGCAGUGAUCUCUGAGCGAUCUGUUUGAGGUUUGAAAGAUGUUUUUCCCAAUUACACAAAUACUUUUGCACACAACCGGGGGGCAGAAACUAUCUGCCACAAUGUCAUGAUAGUUUAUAGACAUUUUCUCUAUUUUAGCAAUAAAGCAACUGGCUGGAAACUA